Molecule: messenger RNA, 1091 nt
Organism: Sycon ciliatum
Lineage: Eukaryota; Metazoa; Porifera; Calcarea; Leucosolenida; Sycettidae
Product: mannose-binding protein C-like
Exons: 1
Coding region: 276-917 (213 amino acids)
Source: RefSeq, a predicted model, not a curated record
GUGAGUGGAGUUUUCAGUUCUGCACGUCCCCUGAACGUGUUCUACAUAUCCAACUAGACAAUUUGGAGAUCAGAUGCCAACACUUUUUCUACAACAGCGUGAAGCCGUGUACUGUUGCCAAUUGAAUCCUGUCAUUGAUAUAAAAGGGGAGUGGAAAGCCGAUGUAUAAGUAGUUCGGUCACAAUUCUGAUUUCGUUUUAUAACUCUCAUCUACACACUACGACAGCAUUGUUAGCCCACUAAUCUGCGACGUCGAUCCAGCCAGUGCGGGAAACAUGAUUCGUCUUACUUUGGCGUGUGUACUGUGCCUGGUCUGCAUGACUCUGGCUGCCGAGAUCACCUCGAAGAAAAAGAGCAAGCGCUUUGCUGAACUGUUCUUGGACUCCCUGGAUAAAGAUGAGAUUGAUCAGGCGCGCCAGCAGGCGGAGGCACGACGUGCAGCCAUCGGCCAUACUAUUGCGAAGAAAGUCAACAGCACAUUAAAUGCGAUGCAGAGGCGCGAGCCAAGAACAGAUCAAAUGACGCUGGAAUGCUGCAGAAGCCAAGAGAGCGGACUUCUUAUCUACCGCUACGAGAUUCGCCGUUUGACCCAGCAAGCGGCCCGCGUCAACUGCCUACGAAACGGCGGAGAUCUGGCCGCUCCCCGCAACAUGCAAGAAUACCUCGCCUUGGCGAAGCUCUUCCUGCCAUUCGCUGAAAAGGGUGGUGUCUUCUUGCAGUACAACGAUAAGAGAGCGGAGGGAACAUUUGUCGACAGCCGUGGAAAUGCCCCUUGGAUCAGUAACUUUGAGGAGGGUGAGCCGAAUGACGCUGGUGGUGACGAAGACUGUGUGGAAAUGAACGGGCGCACAGGGGAGUUCAACGACGUUGGCUGCAAGGAGGAUCGUCAUUCUGUCUGCGAGUUCAGGAUUAAGUAAAUCCUAAAAUUAUAACUCCUGUACAUGCAUUAUGUUGCUAGUACUAGCUGUGGUGGUAGCAGCUAUGCUGCCUUGUCUGCACGAGUUUGAAAGUAUCGUUCUCUCCCCGAGGUCUGUAUUCACUGGCUAAACAAACUGGUAAUCUGGGCUUACAUGUACGGAUGUGCUAUGGAU